This is a messenger RNA of Lactuca saligna, 1185 nucleotides long. NCBI's taxonomy places the organism in Eukaryota, Viridiplantae, Streptophyta, Magnoliopsida, Asterales, Asteraceae. The record is from the annotation of a GenBank genome assembly.
AAUAUUUUUGAAAAAAUCUUCUACGAAUUGAAGUAGUUUUUAUCACUUUAUGAAACCCAUAUUCUUUAAAUAUGUGAUUAUUUUGUGAUUACUAUUUGAAAUAUAUACAAUCCUAUACACAACCUUUUCCUGGAUUUUUGUGAUUAGUCCAAAAAUUCAAUGUGAUAAUUUUUUUUUUAUUUUAUAUAUAAUUUUAGCAUUAGGGUUGAAACUUGAAAGGGCAAAAUGCCGUUAUCGCGUACAAAAACUGAUGAAUAAUAAAUCCUCUAAAGAGAGCUGGUCGGGGAAGUGCAAAAUCCCUUUCUUCAUCAUAAAUACUGACACGAUAGAUUCCCAAUAAACUCUUCAAUAAAAGAGCUUUACUCCAUGAGAUCACAUACAGCUUCCACACACACUGAGAGAUAACCGAAUCGCGAGUGGACGAGAGAUGACAAGGAGAUCUGGGUCUUGUUUCCGGUGUUGUUUGGUAAUUUUGGCUGUGAUUUCAGCAUUGUGUGUAUCUGGGCCAGCUCUUUAUUGGAAGCUCAAACGGGGGUUUAAUUUGAAACCCGGUUCUUCGAUCCAUUGUACUCCAUGCAUCUGUGAUUGCCCUCCUCCUCUCUCCCUUCUCAAGCUCGCUCCUGGCUUGGUCAAUCUUUCUGUCACAGAUUGUGGGAAGGAUGAUCCAGAUCUCAAAGAAGAAAUGGAGAAACAAUUUGUGGAUUUACUAUCAGAAGAGCUUAAACUACAGAAAGCAGUAGGGGAAGAACACAUUCGCCAUAUGAACAUUACAUUUGGUGAAGCAAGAAGGGUUGCUUCCCAAUAUCAAAAAGAGGCUGAAAAAUGCAACACUGCAACUGAAACAUGCGAACAAGCAAGAGAACAAGCUGAGGCUCUCAUGAGACAAGAAAAAAAGAUCACUUCUUUAUGGGAGAGAAGAGCUAGAGAACUUGGUUGGGAAGGAGAAUAAAUGUUUUACCAAUAUAUUUAUUCUUGUUUCCUAUUUAUGCAUUUUAGUUUGUGUUGUAUUACUGAUUAUAGGCAUAGUUCUAAUUAAAUAUUAUUUUAGCUUUGUUUGAGCUUGCAUCAAGAAGACCCUUUUCAAGUAGUGUAUCAUUUGUGUUUAUUCUAGUUGGAUUUGGACUCAUUUCCAGUUCUUCUACUAUCCCUUAAAAAAGAAUAUCAGGUACAUAAUAGUAUUUUGGC